AUGAUGGCCACAGCAGCUAACCACGAUCGCGAAUCUACGCAGCCAACAUGCCAAAACUGUCAGACCUCGACCACACCCUUGUGGCGCCGCGAUGAGUAUGGAUCUGUUUUGUGCAAUGCCUGCGGAUUGUUCCUCAAGCUACACGGCCGUCCUCGCCCUAUCUCGUUGAAGACAGAUGUCAUCAAGAGUCGGAAUCGUGUGAAGACGAUGCGUCCUGAUCUUGCUUCUAAGAAAAAGCAACAGCAGCAACAGCAGGCCGCCAAUUUUCCCGGCGCAAACGAUCCGAACGGCCUUGACCUUCAUGGGCAACCAACUCCUGGUUCUGCCCAGCGCAGAGCGUCCAAGUCAGCGAACGGCAACGUUGAUGGAUCUGACUCUCCUGUAUCUCGGACCGCAACACCGUCCUUAUACAAUCCCGGCCUUCCCGUGUUCCAGGGCAUGGAUGAUCCCCAGCUUUCAGCUUUUAAUGUUGGCGGCGCAUCCGACAACCGUUCCGGAUCUCCUCUGAACGGCGACCGCCAUCUCGACGUCCCUCAAACCCACGAACAGCUCAUCGCAGCCAACUCAGCCCUCAAGACUCGCGUCAGCGAACUCGAGUUGAUUAACGAGCUUUUCCGCGGGAGGCUUAGUCAGAUGGAGCAAGACGAGGCGAGCGCAAGAAGAGGCCAGGAAAUCAGCGGCAAAGCUGAGGCCCAGUUGCGUUCCCAGCUGGAUACUAGCAAGAAGCAGCUGGAGGAGAGCCACCGCAGGGAGAACAACCUUAAAAGGCGCCUUGACGAGCUAGAGCUUGAGCUCAAGGACGCCAAGGAAGCUCUGGACUCUUCAGACUCGGGUCGCGCUGCCAAAAAGCUUCGCGUCUCUGAUAUGGUCGGCGAUUCCGAAGUCUCGACUCCUCAGUCCACCACAACUUGA
Colletotrichum truncatum is the source of this 912-nucleotide messenger RNA. RefSeq names its product GATA zinc finger. Gene Ontology annotation, biological process: positive regulation of transcription by RNA polymerase II; negative regulation of transcription by RNA polymerase II. The record is from RefSeq and is a predicted model, not a curated record. NCBI's taxonomy places the organism in Eukaryota, Fungi, Ascomycota, Sordariomycetes, Glomerellales, Glomerellaceae. Gene Ontology annotation, molecular function: RNA polymerase II cis-regulatory region sequence-specific DNA binding; zinc ion binding; DNA-binding transcription factor activity, RNA polymerase II-specific.